UCACAGGCCUCCUUCUCUUUCUUUCCCUCUCUCGCUCGCUCGAGCUUUUAGCCUUUGAUUUUUAUUUUCGGGUAACCUCUCUCGAAAACUAUUUGUAUCUCAGAGAGAAAGAGAUAAAGAGAUUAGAGAGAUUAGAGAGAGAGAUCCAAAUCCAGAAGCAAUCUUCUUCGUUUGCUUUUUUUGUUUCUUCUUCUUCUUUCGUGUGAAGAUUGGUAUCCCUUUUCUCCGCCAAACUCCCGCCGCCGAUCCACUCCCUUGUAUGUACGUUUUAUCUUCUUCGGAAGGAACCUAGAACUUGUCCCUGUCCCUUUGAAGAACGUGAUCCUGUCUCUUCAAGGGUAGUGAAGCGUUUCUUGUUAUUGUGGAAGUCGAAGAGAGAGAGAGAGAUAGAGAGAGAUGAAGAGAGUUAGAGAAGAGGUUUACGUUGAAGCUCAGACACGAGGACAAACAAAUGGUAGGGCUUUAACGAUAGGUGGAGGAGGAGGAAACAUGGGAGGGCUAACAACGAAUGAUGCCCUGAGCUAUCUCAAAGCUGUCAAGGAUAUGUUUCAAGACAAGAAAGACAAGUACGACACUUUCCUUGCACUCAUGAAGGACUUUAAAGCCCAGAGAGUUAACACUGAUGGCGUCAUUGCAAGCGUAAAAGAGUUGUUCAAGGGCUAUGACGACUUGCUUUUGGGUUUUAAUACCUUCUUGCCUAAGGGUUACAGAAUAACCCUUCCUGAGAAGAAGCCUGUGGCUUUUGGAGAAGCUAUCGAUUUUGUUAACAAGAUCAAGGCGCGGUUUGGGGAUGAUAACCGUGCGUAUAAAAGAUUCCUGGACAUCUUGAACAUGUAUAGAAAGGAAGGCAAGUCCAUCUCCUCUGUCUAUCAAGAGGUUACUCUGUUGUUCCAGGGCCAUGAAGAUCUGCUUGCUGAGUUUGUUAAUUUCUUACCUAAUAAUUCAGGAUCAGGUUCGGGAAGCAGUGCAGUACCGCAUGAUAGAAGUUCUUCACUUCAUCCAAUGCAUUUUAACAAGAAAAUAAAAAUUGGAAGUAGGCUUGAUGAGUAUACCGCUCACUCUGAUCAACGAGAAGAUGGUGAUGAGAAUCUUGUGGCUGCUGGUAAUUCUCGGGGAAAAUCCCUUAAUCAAGGUCAAUGGCCGCCGGGAGAAGACAACGAGGAUGUAGUCUUUGGCCAGAAAAAUAAUAUGGUCAAGGGUAUAAAUGAACUGGAUCUUACUGACUGUGUACAAUGUACACCAAGCUAUCGUCACCUGCCAGAUGAUUAUCCCAUUCCUAUUUCAAGCUACAGAAAUUCACUAGGUGAAAAGGUACUCAAUGAUCAUUGGGUUUCUGUCACAUCGGGGAGUGAGGAUUACUCAUUCAAACACAUGCGUAAAAACCAGUAUGAAGAAAGCUUGUUUCGGUGUGAAGAUGACAGGUUUGAGUUGGAUAUGUUAUUAGAGUCUGUGAAUGCAGCAAUUAAGCGUGUGGAAACUCUUCUGGAGAAGAUCAACAACAACACAAUCUCUACACCAAUUUGUAUCAAAGAACACUUAUCAGUGCUGAACCUAAGAUGCAUUGAGCGGUUGUACGGGGAUUAUGGGCUUGACGUUAUGGAAAUUCUGAAGAAGAAUUCUCAUAUCGCCUUGCCAGUGAUACUAACUCGCUUGAAGCAGAAACAAGAAGAAUGGGCUAGGUGUCGCUUUGAUUUCAGGAAAGUAUGGGCUGAUGUAUAUGCUAAGAAUCAUCACAAAUCACUAGAUCACCGUAGCUUUUAUUUUAAGCAGCAGGACUCCAAGAAUCUGAGCACAAAAGGUUUAGUGGCAGAAAUAAAAGAUAUCAGUGAUGGAAAGCAUAAAGAAGACCCGCUUCAUGCCAUUUCUGUCGGAACUAAGCCCUCUUUCACCCCAGACUUGGAGUUCAGUUAUUCCGAUACUCAAGUUCAUGCUGACUUAUACCAACUAAUCAAGUAUUACUGCGAAGAAAUAUGUGCUACUGAACAGUCAGAUAAAGUAAUGAAGCUGUGGGUAGCCUUUUUAGAGCCCAUGUUUGGCGUUCCUUCUAGGUCUCAAACUAGUGAGGCAAUGAUCGAUGUGGCCAAGUCUAAAGACAACCAAGAGCAGCAUGAUGCAUGUGAGGCAGUGAAGGACAGCACCUGUAACGUUUCUCUUGUCUCAAACCUAAAACUUAUAACACCUCCAACAACACCUAACAAAGAAAACCCAACAGUACAAGGGAGCUCUGUCGCACAAGAAACCAUUCAGCAAGAUAAACUGCAUGUUGGCGCAGCUAUGAAUAUUAAGGAUACCCAGCCGGUGGCACCACCCAGAAAGGAUUUGUUAAUGGAGGGUGUAGAGAAUCGUACUGAUGUAAUAAUGGGAGAUCAGAAGGUCGAGCGAGAAGAGGGUGAGUUAUCCCCCACCGAAAGUUUUGAGCAAGACAAUUAUGAGGUUUAUAGAGACAAUGGCGUUGAGUGUCUUCAGAAACUGCCAGACAAUGUAGGAAAUAAUAAAGAGCAAGAGCACAAAGGAGGUGCAGUCUGUACUGAAGCCAAAGCAAAGAGCAAUACUCUCCCUAAAGAUGAUGAAAAUAAAAUCACUCACGCCUCAGGAAGCAAAUGUGGUGGCCAAGUUUCUUCCGAUGAAGAGCAUAAAGGAGCUAUGAACUGUGACCGGCUUUGCAGUGUGAUUGAGAGUGAAAACGAGGCUGUAGGGAUGAUUAAUGCCAAUGAGAGUGAAGAUGGAUCUCUCACAUUUUCAGAACGGUAUCUGCAACCUGUAAAGCCCCUUGCAAAGCAUGUGCCUGGAGCACUACAAGUCAGUGAAAGUAACUCUCCGAAUGAUUCUCGAGUUUUCUAUGGGAAUGAUUCCUUUUAUGUGCUUUUUAGGCUGCAUCAAAUGUUGUACGAGAGAAUACAAUCUGCAAAGAUACAUUCAGAGAGGAAAUGGAAAGCUCCAGAUCCAGAUAACACAUCUCCUGAUUCUUAUACCAGGUUCAUGGAUGCUCUCUACAAUUUACUUGACGGCUCGAGUGAUAAUACAAAGUUUGAAGAUGAAUGCCGAGCUCUUAUUGGAGCACAAUCAUAUGUUCUCUUCACAUUGGACAAGCUAGUUCAGAAGUUUGUCAAGCAUCUUCAUUCAGUUGCAGCUGAUGAUACAGACACCAAGCUACUGCAACUAUACACAUAUGAGAACUACAGAAAACCGGGAAGGUUCUUUGAUAUAGUGUACCAUGAGAAUGCGCGAGCCCUUCUCCAUGAGCAGAACAUAUACCGGAUUGAAUAUUCAUCUGCACAAACCCGUCUCGCGAUUCAACUUAUGAACAACGGGAACGAUCAUCAGCCUGAAGUUACAGCUGUAACGGUGGAACCAGGUUUUGCAAAUUAUCUACAGAAUGACUUUCUUUCGCUUGUACCUGAUGAAGAAAGACCUGGUCUAUUUCUGAAGAGGAACAUGGCGAAAAUGAGCGGUCCAGAUGAAUCUUCAGGGAUGUUGCGUGCAAUGGAAGGACUGAAGAUUAUCAAUGAGGUCGAGUGCAAGAUGGCUUGCAGUUCUUCCAAGGUCAAGUAUGAACCAAACACAUCAGAUCUUCUGUAUAGAAGCAAGCAGAGGAAACCAAAAGUGAAUCCAGAUGGGCUUGACAAUGAUAAAAAUCCUGGUAGCAGUGAAACCUCGAGAAAGCGAAGAAUAUCGCGUUUUCACAUGUGUCUGAACCGUAGACUUGCUGCCUUGCCUUUACAACGCGGCUUCAAGCACGUGUGAAAGUUCUUGGCUGAGAUAUGCAAGUAUUGAGUUAGUGGUAGAGACUAGAGACCGACCAAACUGUCUUUGACAAAGAUUCUUGCAUCAUUUCUGGCUCAAAGAGAUUCUUCACAUGUCAACCGUAAAUUUUUAUUUUUCCUAAAGAUUGCGUCUGGAGCCGCCAGUUUUGGUGUAUAGUGUAAGAUUAUUACAUAUACCAGACAAUGCUAAAGUGGGAGACUUUUAAUU
Molecule: messenger RNA, 3972 nt
Organism: Brassica oleracea var. oleracea
Lineage: Eukaryota; Viridiplantae; Streptophyta; Magnoliopsida; Brassicales; Brassicaceae
Product: paired amphipathic helix protein Sin3-like 5
Exons: 20
Coding region: 397-3744 (1115 amino acids)
Biological process (GO): negative regulation of transcription by RNA polymerase II
Cellular component (GO): chromatin; histone deacetylase complex
Molecular function (GO): transcription corepressor activity
Source: RefSeq, a predicted model, not a curated record